AUGAAUGAUGAAAAUAUAAAUAACUUAAUACAAAAAAUUGGUCAUAACAUAAAUGAUAUUAGAGAUAGGUCUAUGAUAAUGCUCAUACAAAAAUAUGAAAAGAAUAUAAUCAAAGAUAUAGAUUUAAAAAAAAGAAAUUAUUUUUUUUAUAUGAUUCUUCAUUAUAUCAAUGACAGAAACGCAUUUAUAUCUUUAAAAAAUUUGAGGGAUAUAUUGUUAUUUUUAAGAUGUAUUAUAAAGGAUGAAGAUAUUAAAAAAAAAUUCGAACAUUUGGAUAUAAACAAGUUUAUUAAUGAAUUUCUAGUUCACUUUAAAAACAAUGAAGAAAAAUACAAAUCCAAUAAUUAUAUUCAGAGUAGGAAAAAUAUACCAAAUGAUAAUAUGGUAUCAUCAAAAGAUGAUAAGGAUAUUGAAAAAAGUAGUCAUCAGUAUUCUAUAGAAGAUAGUCAUAAGGAAUAUACUCAAGUGGUUCAUAUUUUGAAUGAACUCAAUAAUAUAUAUAAUAAUCUCACCAAUACAGGUAAUACAAUUGAUGGUGAUCAGCAACUCGAAAGGAAUAAAGAAGAUCAGAAUGAUAGUAUACAUCUAGCUAAUAUGACUAAUAACCCUAAUAAUAUUCUUUUAGCAUAUGAUACACGUGAUGUGAUCCAACAAGAUUAUCAAACUCAUAAUGCAAUCAUUUAUAAUAACAAACAGGAUAUAGAAGAAUACACAUCAAAAGAUAAGAUGUCAAAAAGUAGUACAUCAAAUAUCGAUAGUUAUGAUACAACCCAUAGGGGAAAUGAUCAAAAUAAUAAUAUAGAAAAAAAAAUGAAUAAUAUAUCCAAUGGAAGUGAUUAUACAAAUUCAUCCAGGACUUUUAAAAUAAAUCCAAUGGAUGAAAAAGAUAUAGAAAAUAUUAAUCAAAUAAUGAAAAAAAAUAAUUAUAUUAAUAUAUUUACAAAAAAUAAUUAUUUAUGUCCUGAUGAUUUUGAAUAUUAUAAUACUUUAUAUAUUCUUAAAAAUCAAAUAUACCAAUAUAGUAUUCAUUUAUUAUUUAAUUAUAAAAAAUAUAAAACAAAUAAAAUAAAAGCAGAUAACUCUUUGUUAUAUACAAUGAAACAAGAGACAGAACAAAAUAUCUAUGAAGAUAUGGAACGUAUAAAUAAUAGAUAUAUAUUUUCCUACUUAUAUAAUUUUUUUGACACCUUUGAAAUGUUUAAAAAAAAUUUCUUAGACAUAAAUAAUAUAAGGAAUGAUGAUAAUAAUAUUCUUCUGGAUAAUACUGUAGAUAAAUAUAAAAGAAACGAUAAAUUAACAAAUAAUAAUAAUUCAAUAAUAAAAGAGACAAGUAAUAAUUCUGUAGAUGUAUCAUGCACAGGUAUGGAAAAAAAUAAAAAUAAUAAUAAUAAUAAUAAUAAUAAUAAUAAUAAUAGUAAUAAUAAUAAAAAUAAUAAUAGUAAUAAUAAUAAUCAUAUUCAUUCUAAAAAUAUAUUCAGUUAUCCAACUACAGAGGAGAAAUAUAAAAAUAUAAAUAUAUAUUUAUAUAAUAAAAAUAUAAAUACAUAUUUAUAUAAUAAAAAUAUAAAUACAUAUUUAUAUAAUAAAAAUAUAUAUUACAAAAUUAACAAUUUUACCCAUAAGAUAAAUAUCCUUUGUUAUCACACACAAAUGAAAUACAAUUAUAUGGAAUUUCUAGGUAUGAAUAUUAUAAAAAAAAAAAUUAGUGUUGAUGAUUUUAUAUAUAUGCAUAAAGAGAUACAUAAAAUAUUAAAUGAAUACAUAUAUAUAUUUAAUAAAGAUUUAUUUUUAUUUAAUUACAAAUUUUUAUAUACACUUUCAUAUAAUAUACAUUAUAUAUAUAAAAAUUAUAUAGAAAAUAAAAAUAAUAUAACCAAUGAUUUUUAUCAUAUUCAUAACAUUUUAAACAACUUAUCAUAUAUCAUAUAUAUUAUAGUAUAUAGUAUAUAUAUUAAUAUAAAUAAAGGAUGUCUUUGUAAUAGUAUAUGUAAUAUAUAUUUAAAUAAUUUUUUUUUUCUACUUUUACAAAAUUUAUUUUAUCUUUUAUUACUUUUUAAUAAUAAUAAUAAUAAUAAUAAUUAUAAUUAUAAUAAUAUUAUAAAAAGUGAUGAACAUAAUUAUUUCAAUUUUAUAUCAUCCAAUCAAGAUGAGAACCAAAAUGAUAUAUCUAAAUUUUUCAAAACAAAAGAAAAACAAAAUAUAAUUUUAUUAAAUAAUAUUAACAAUUUCUAUUUUAAUAAAUUAAAAAAAAAAGUAAAAGGUAAAGAUUAUCAUGAUGCAAAUAUGAUUAUUUAUCCAAACGAUAUAUAUCAAUAUUUAUUUGUAACAAAAAAUAGUUGCAUAUAUUUUUUUAAGUUCAUCAUUUUUUAUAUAUUAGAAAUAUUAAAAAAUAGUUAUUUCAAAAUACAUCUUCUACGUAAAGAUUGCUCUACAUUAAAUUUCCCUCUAGACAAUUUUAUAAUUAUAUAUGAUUUCUUGUAUAAUAUAUUAAUUCAUUAUUUUAAUGAUAAUAAAAAAAUAAUUGAUCAACAUUUUCAAGUCUUUUUAAAUUAUAUUCAGGAAAUACAUAUGUAUGACAAAAUAAAUAUUCAAAAUGAAAAUCAUAACAAUGAUAUUGUGUAUAAUAAUAAUAAUAAUAUAAAUAGGAUAAAUAAAAAAAAUCACAAUUUUAAAGAAAUAUUAAAAAAAGAUUAUCACAUAAAAAAUUAUCCAUCUGAUGAAUAUUACUCAAAUGUACAUAAACCUUCAUUACAUAUACACAAUUUAUCAUAUCAUUCAUCAGAUGUAUCAAAAAAUAGUGGGUCAUCAAAUGAUUCCUAUUCAUAUACUGAUUCAGGAAAAGAAAUGAAUAGAUUUUCUACUAUUAAUUUCUUUUCUGAUAAAUCUAAUAUUUACAAAUAUACAUAUAAAUAUAGUAAAAAACAAAUAGAAAUAUUAAAAAUAUUAUGUAUAUUUAUUAAUUAUACUCCUGUAUCUUUUAUAUUAAUGAAAAAAAUAAAUAUAAAAAUAGUACAUCUUCUUAAAUCAUUCUUAUUUGAUAUUACCUUGAAUAUAUAUAAUAAUGAGCUUUUGUACUUUUUGAAAAUUUUUUUUUUUUUCUACGAUAAUGAAGUGUAUAACAAGUAUAAUGAUUUAUUAUCAUAUUAUUAUGUAUUAGUUAAUAUGUUUUUUAUAGAUAUGGGUAAUGAUUCUAUGGACUAUGAUAAAACAUAUGACACCACAAAUUAUUAUAAUGAAAGUAAUAAGAAUGAUAGUAAUUAUAUUAAUAAUAAUAUUGAUGAGGGGGAAAAAAUAAAUUAUCACAUACAAAAUUACAACAUGGACACUUUUAAUACACAUAAUAAUUCAAAUAAUAACAGCGAAUCAGAUAUAUUCACUUUUCUCAAUAUUUAUAAUAAUAUAUUUCAUUUCUUUUUCUUUUUACCUACCAACUAUUUUACCUUGAAUAAUUUCGUUGAUAAAUAUUUCAGCACACUUGAUGAAGAGGGAAAUAUCGAACAAAUGAGCAACACACCUAUGUUUACUAAUCAUGACGAAAAAUGUGUAAAAAAUAAAAUAGAUGAUAUAAAUGGUAUAAAUUGUGUAGAUCAUACAAAUCUUACAAAUCAUAUAAAUAAAUCACAUAUCAUAAACAAUUCCAAUAGUAUAUACAACUUUAAUAGUUCCUUAUAUCCAUUUUAUAGAUUUAAUAAUGAUAAUAAUAAAAAUGCUAAAGAAAUGUAUUGCCAACCCUUUCAUGUUAUAUUAUAUAAAAAAUUAAGACAAAAUAUAAAAUGUCCUGAUAAGAAUAAGGAUUUAAAAAGUGAUGAUAUAAUAAGUGAUGAUAUAAUAAGUGAUGAUAUAAUAAGUGAUGACAUAAUAAGUGAUAAUAAAAAAAAUGAUGAUAUAAAAAAUGCUAUUUCUACAAGAAAAGACUUUGCUAAAUUUUCCAAAAAAUUUAUUCAAAAUAUUAUCAAUGUAUUAAUAGAUAAUAAAUUAAAAGUUUUAUUUAAUAGUUUCCUUUUAUUAUCAUCUGAAUAUAAUUCUUUUACAAAUUAUAUCAAUAUAGACAAUAAUAAAAUAAGUAAUAAUUAUCAAUAUAUAGUUUAUGCCUUAAAGGAUAUUAAUAAAAUGAAUAUAUUAAGAAUAAAUAAUCAUUUUCAAUAUAUUAAUUAUAAUAAUAUAACAGAUACAAAAUAUAUCAAAUUGUUUAAGAAUUUUAUUUUACUUUUACAUAAUAUUAUUUCAAUAAUUUAUAGUUACAAUAAUGAACUCAUUUAUUUCUUUUUUAAUUUUGUUUUCGAUAUUAAUAACGAGCAAACGAAGCUUUUAUCGAAUGGUGGCAAGGACGAUAAUAAUGAGCAACCUUUAAAUUAUAUAAAGAAUCAUGACAUUUUUUAUGAUGAACAAAAUGAUACAUGUUACAAAAAUGUAUAUCCUUUCGAUCACUCUACAAAUAAAAAUAUAAGUAUAAAAAAUGAUUACAAUGAUAAAAAUGAUGAUGAUGAUGAUGAUGAUAAUAAUGAUCAUAAUAAUAAUGAUCAUAAUAAUAAUAAUAAUAAUACUGGUUAUUGUUCAACUUCAAAUAAAUAUCAUAAGCAAAAUGACAAAAAAAUAUAUAAUAUAUUAAAUUAUCAGCUAAAUGAAGGAAAUAAAUGCACGCAUAUGGAAAAUAUAAAGGAAAUACCAUCAAUUAGUAAAGAUAUAAACAAUUAUAUAAAAAUGGAUCAAAAAUAUGAUAACGAUCAAAAUACAACAAAUAAUUUAUACGAUAUAGAAAAUAAAUUAUCAUAUAAUAUGCAAGAAUCUUCAUCUUCCAAUAUAUUUUUAACGUCUUAUCAAAUAAACGAAUUUAUUGAUAUUAUUUAUGAAAUAUGCAUAUAUAGUAAAAAAAAAGAUAUAAGAGAUUAUUACAUUGGUUAUAUAAUCGAAAAUGUUAGAAAUAAAUUAUCUAAUCUAUUGAAUAAUAUUAAAAAUAUUAAUAUAAUUAAUGAACAAAUAAAUAUUCUAUCUCAUAUUAAAAUGUUUUCUAGAAUUAUGUUGUUUUUAUUUUUUGUUAAAAAAAAAUACAUCAUAUUAUAUGAACAGUGUCUAUACAAUAAUUUGCACUUUUUAUAUGAACAUCAUUUUUAUCCAUCAUUUUUUAAUCAAGAAAAAGGGGAGCAUAUUUCUAUAAAUCAGGAUAUCAUUAAACAGAAGAUAUUCUUUUAUGAGCACAUUUUUUUAAAUAUACACAAUGUUUAUUUCUAUUUGUUUCAAAAAAAAAAGAAAAAAAGAACUUUCUCUCUUAAAAUCUUUUGGAGAGCAUAUCAUAAUUUUAAAAUGAAGUUUAAUAAAGAACAAUUUAUAAAUGAAGAAGAAAAUAUGUCAAAGGAGGUUGAGGAGAGAAAUAACUAUGACAUUAAUUACACAUCAAAGGAUGGAAUAAAUAUAUUCCAUAAUAAUAAUAAUAAUAAUAAUAAUGUAAGGAAUGAUAACGAUAUAGGUGUUACCAAAAAAAAAGAUAAAAGACAAAAUUAUACUAAUAUAUUUAAAUAUUCAAGUGACUGGAAUUAUAAUACAAAUGUAUUAAAUAUUUAUAUAACCGAUUUUUUAAAUAAAGAAUGUAUUUAUGAUGAAAAAAUACUUAUGGAUAUAUUAUCAAAGGUAUGUAUUCAUAGUAAAAAUGAAGAUGGCUCAUUACAACUAUUUAAUUAUAUUAUAAUAUAUAUACUAAGAAAUUGUACUACUUUUCAUAUAUACCAUGAUGAAGAAAAAAAAAAAAAUUACGAAAACUUCCUUCUUCUUAUUUAUAAUAAAGUAUUACAUUUGUAUUUUAAAUUAUUAAAAGAAAUUUUACUUAAAGAACAAACUAAUAUAUAUAAUAUUGAAAUCUUUAUAUAUCUCUUAAAAAUUAUAAUACUCCUACUUAUAACAAAUAAUAGGAGUAGCAAUAUAUGUAAAAAAAUAUAUCAUCACAAAUACUUUUUUUUAUCACACAUAUAUUGUUUCUUUUUUUAUGAUAAUGAAAUUAUAAAAAUAUUGUCUUUUAGUUUAUCUUUUUAUUUAAUAUGUGAUGAAAAAAUAUUACUUUUAUACAAGUAUCGAAUAUUUCUCGAGCCUUAUUUAUUCAUAUCACAUAAAAAUAACUCCAAUAUAUAUAAACAUACAAACAUCGAACAGGACAAAAAGGUAUAUAUGAAUAAACAAGCCGAUUCACAUAUGAUUAAUAUACACAAAUUAUCUGUAGUAAAUGAAAAUUCACAACAUUUUAAAAAUUCUAUAAUCGAAGAAAUAAAUGUUAAUGAUUUAUCUGCAUAUAAGCCCUAUAGUAGCCACAAAAUUGAAGAACAUAUUAUUCAUACUAAUAAUAAAUAUAAUGAAGAUAAUAAAAAUUAUAAAGAAAACAAAUACUUACAUGAUGAUACCUAUAAUUAUAAGAAUGUUAAUUCACAAAUGAAUAUUAUCCAUAAUCUAUAUAAUAUGCAAUAUGUCAAAAAACACGAUGUAACAUUCUUUAACCUCAAUGUAUAUGGAACAUAUAGAAAAAAAAAAAAAAAGAAAAAUAAAAAAGAUUUUGAGGGCAUUGUAAAUAAUGAUAUUCACACUAAUUUGAACAACUCUACACACACAUCAUUUUAUAAUAUAGAAAACAAAAUUGUAUUUUUCGUUCCUUUAUGGUUAUAUAAAAAAUUACAAGGAAAUAAUUUUUUAUUCAUGAUUAAAAAAUUGAAGUCUUUUUUUUUUUUUACCACAAAGUUUAGUUAUUUACACAUGUUUCAUGAUACAACACAAAAUAAAAAAGAAAAGGAAUUAACAUUUUUUAAUGGAAUAUAUGAUAAUAAUAAUUUAUUUAUCUCAUUUUAUUUAUUUAUAAAUAAAUAUUUCUAUUUAUUAUUACAAAAUAUUAAUAAUGAUUCCAAUUCAAAAUCACAUUAUAUGUUAUAUAAUAAUAAAACACAUCCCUUCCAAACUAAUAAUUACAAUACAUACAAAUCAACAUAUCAUAAUAUAAAUUAUGAAGAAAAAAUAUGUACUAAUAAACAUUCUUAUAUGUUUAUAAAUAUAAAGUGUUAUUCUAACAUAAAAGAAAAACAAACAGAACAUAAAUCAAAUAACAUAUCUAACAUAUUAGUACAAAUAAAGGAAUUCCCACCUAUAAACGAUUCAACAUAUGAUAAUAUUAAUUUUGUAUAUAUAUAUAAUUUAAAACGUCUUUUUGAUUUUUUAAAUAUAUCCUAUAUACAGUUCAUAUGUAAAAAUAAAAAAAAUAAUAUACAUGGCGAAUAUGAAGAUGAAAAUUAUUAUUCCGAACAUACAAAAGAUAAUAAUAAUAAUAAUAAUAAUAAUAAUUAUAAAAAUGAAUAUAAUAAUAUAAAAAAUGUAUCUGUAAAUUAUCAAAAAUAUGAUCAAGGACACAAUGAAAAAAAUGAAAAAAGAUAUAUUUAUGAUUUAUUCGACCAAGAUUAUAAUCCCAUAUUAGAAGUCAUAAAUUUUGUAUACACCGAAAUGUUUCCUUACACGAAUAAGCUAACCUUUUUUAUAUAUAAUAAAAUAAUAGAGAUCUAUAAAAAUCAAGAUAAUUAUGAUCAUAAUAACAGUGAAGAUAAUAAUAAUUGUGAAAAAAAUGAAGAUAUCAUUAUACAUAAAUAUAUGAUAUUACUAGAAUAUUUUAUCUGUAUAUUAGAUAUGUGUCUAUAUAUACAUUUAUUAUUAAAACAUAAAGAAAAUAAAAUUUCUAUAUAUAAUAAUAUAAGAAAAUUUAAUUCCCAAAAUAUUGACUUAUGUCUUUUUAUAUAUAAAUUAUUAUAUAUAUCUGUUAAUACAAAUAUUUUAAAAAAUAUUAUUUCUAACUUUUCAUUAAACGUCAUUUAUAAUUUUUUACAAAUUAAUAAAAAUUAUUAUGUCGAAAUGAAAAAUAAUUAUUAUAAGAAUUAUGAUCAUUUUAUAAACAUUGAUUCAACUCCUGAAAAUCAGGAACAAAAUCAAAAUUAUGAAAAUGAUUUAUUAAUAAAAAAUGAAUUAUAUAAAAAGAAAAGAAAUGAACAAUCACAAAUUAAUAUAUCCAUAUUGUUUAAUUUUUUGUUUUUUCUCCUUUCAAAAUAUACUAAAAAUAAAAAGAAGAAAAAAAAUUAUAUAGAUAUCCCAUCAAACCAUUUGAAACAAUAUAAUAAUAAUAAUAAUAAUAAUAUUUACUCAAAUAUAAUUAAUGUGUAUGAACUUGAAAAAGGUAUAGAUAUCGAAAAUGUGACAUUUCAAAACCAUGAAAAAGAAUAUCUUAAAAUAGAUAUAUUCUUCUUAAAAAAUAUUUUAUGUAUGUUACAUGUGUUUUUCACAAGAGGUAUUUAUUUAGAUAUCGAUCUAAUAAAUAAUGAUAUUUCUUAUAUGAACAUAAAUAUUCUUAUUCAACAUCAAUAUAAAAUAUUUCUGUCCAAACAAAAUAUCAAUAUUUUAAAAGAAAAAAUAAAAAAUAAAAAAUGUAAUAAUAAUAAUAAUAAUAAAUAUAACAACGACAAUAAUAAUAAUAUAAACCCCUUUGGUUGUAAUAUUACAUCGUCAAAUCACAAUUUUUAUAGUGAUAACUCUUUUAAUAAUUUAGGAACAAAUCAAAAAUCCAUUAAUCAUCCACAAUAUAUAAAUGAUAUAAAUUAUAUUAACAAUAUUACAAAUAAUGAUAUUAAAUAUUUAGACAUUUUCAAAAAAUGUUUUUUAAAUAAUUAUAUGAAAAUAUUUAUCAACUUUUGUAAUAUCUAUAAUGAUAUAAUUAUUGAAUGUUUAUAUAUACAAUUAUUACUUUUUUUUUUUAAAUAUAUGAUACAAACUUUAUCAUAUGAAAUAUCAAAAGAAUAUACUAAAAACUUUCUUUGUCAUACCAAGAGACACUUAUUGGUUUAUUUUUUGAAAUAUUAUAUAAUCGAUAAACAGGUCUGUAAAUUUUUAAAAAAAAUUUAUUUCAUUAUUUUAAAAUAUGUCAUCUAUAUGCAGAAUAUAAACAUGGAAGAGGUGAGAAGCGAUGAACCGUAUGUAAAUAAAUAUGAUAAAUGUGAUGAAGAGUAUAUAAAGAAAGAGGAUAAAAUUGAACAAAAUAUAAAAAAAAAAAAUAAUACCAACAAUAGUAAUAAAAACAAUAAUAAUAAAAACAAUAAUAACAACAACAAUAAUAACAACAACAACAACAACAACAACAACAACAACAACAACAACAAUAAUAAUAAUAAUAAUUGUAAUAGUUGUAGUUAUGAUAUAAACAAAUAUAAUUAUAUAUUAAAAGACCAAGAUGUAUACAAAAAUUAUUGUAAAUUAUUUUAUGAAUAUACUAUAAAUAAGUAUAGAAAAAUACAAACUUCAUUUACACAAAACAUUAAUAUAAACCCGAAAGAAGAAAAGUAUUAUCAAAAUUUUGAUACACAAAAUAUUUAUUUAAAUAAUAAUAUAUCUUCUCAAACAUUAUAUAAAAAUAUUUUUAAUAAUCAAAAUUGUGUAAAAAGAAAUUCAAGUACCAAUAAAAAUAAUAUUUGUAUGAUUCAUCUAUACUGUCCUAAUUGUGAAGAAAUAAAAAUUUUAUUUUUAUCGAUUAUUAAACUUUUAAGCUUUUCACUUGAUCAUUUCCCCUUUUUUUUUUUCAUCUUAAAAAAUGAUAAAAAAGAAAAUAGUAAUAAUGAAAUAGACAACAAUAUCUGUAAUGAUAAUAUUGUCUUUUUAUGUGAACAAAUAUUUUAUUUUUUAAAUAAAAAAAAUAUUUAUAAAAAUUAUUCAAAAAUGUAUAUCUCAUCAUACUACCAGAAAUAUUUCCUUAAAAUUUUUAUCAAGUUGUUAUAUUGGGAUGAACAACAAACAAUGAAUAACUUACAUAAGUAUGAAAUAUAUAUUUUAAAAAAUAAAAAUCAGCACAAAAUAUAUGAUCCUCAUAAUAACAAUGAUAAUAACCAGACUAAAGGAUUAAACAACUAUACAAAUAUAUGUGAACAAAAAUAUAAUCAUAUAAAAUACAAUAUGGAUAAUAACAUUAAUCAUAUUAAUUAUAAUACAGAUGAUAAUAAGAUCCAUAAUUCAUUUAACAAUCAUCAUGCUGAUAAUUAUAAUAUUAUGAACAAGGUUAAUUAUCAUAUUAGAAAUCAUCAUAACAUGUUUUCUAAAAACUUUACACAAGAUAAUAUAUUUUAUAUAAAUAACUUCCUCAAUUUAAUAUUAAUAAAUAAAUACAAAAAGGAAUAUAAUAUUUUUACUAAAAUUUAUGAUAAAAUUUAUUAUUAUAUAUUAAUUGUAAGCAUAUGUUAUAAAGAUAAAAAUUUUUUAUCUCUUCUACUUUCUAAAUAUGAAUUAUUUUAUGAAGAGUAUAAUGAACUUUUACAGACAUAUUUAAAAUAUGUUAUAAAUAAUAAAAACCUAAUGAAUAUGAAAAAAAUAAAAAAUGAAAAAAUGAUACAUACAUUUUUAUAUAUUCUUAUAUCUUAUAUAUAUAUUUAUUUAAAUGAUUUAUAUAAUAUUUUUUUUACACAAAUAAAAAACUCACUAACUUUGCCCUCUUUCUUUAAUAAUAUAAUUUAUAUAAACUCAAUAGAAAAUAACAAACAAAAACAUUCACCCUAUAACACAACAAAUGAAGAGAUAACAAAUAAUGGAAAGAAUGACAUUAUCAUAAAUAAUUAUUAUACUAUUAUAAUAUAUACAAUGUAUCAAAAUCUGAUAAACAAAAAAAAAAACUGGAACCAAUUCUUGGAUAAUUAUAAUGACGAUAAGAUAAAAAAUGUCGUCAUUAAUAACAUUUUUCAUAAUAAUAUUAUAUAUUUAUUUAUACUUUAUAUUAUAAAUGAUAAUAAAUAUGGUAUAAAACAACAUAGGACAAGUCAUGAACAUGGUCAUUAUUCCUCUAACACAAUAAAAAAAAAUUCUGAUAUAUUAUAUAAAAAGGAACAUAUAAAUAUUCAAAACAAGUUAAGAAAAGAAGAAAAUCAAAAUGAAAAAGAUAGAUAUUGUAUAUAUAACAAUAUACAUAAUGUAGACAACUCAUGUAAUAUCUACAAUACACAUAAUAUACCUAUCACAUAUAAUACACAACAUAAUAAACUAUGUGAAAAUAUGAAUUAUUCUCCUUACGAUUUUAAUAACCAAAAUGUUAUGUAUUCGACUUUGCACAUUGAAGAAAGUAAUAAAACCUUUAUAAAUAAAGUCACAAUAAAUAUUAUAUUAUUUUUCCUUUUAUUCUUUUAUGAUUAUUAUUCUAAUAAUUAUAAAAUCAAAGAAAAUAUAUUAAUACAAAUAUGUAGACACAUCAUAGAGCAUUUUUCCACUUUGUUUAAUCAAGAUUUUAUCAGUAUACAUGAAACGUAUAAAGAACUGAUGAAUUUAAAAAGAGAAAUGAAAAAGAAAACAAAUAUUAUCCAAAAAAAUAACCCCAUAAAAAAUUAUAUGACAAAUCUGAAAAGUAGUAAUGAUAACAAUUUAAUUUUGCACAAAAAAGAAAACCAAUUACAAGAUCAAACAAAUGUUUGUACACGUAAAAAGUUUAGCAAUUAUUUAAAAAGGAAGGACAAAAAAAUUGUAUGUUCUUUUUCAAGGGAUAAGAAUAAAAAAAACGUUCCCUUAAAAACUGAAUUGCAACCCGAAGCAAACGAUACAAAAAAUAAUGAAAAUAUUAAAAAUAAUGUUAAUAUUAUUAAUAGUUCCGAUAAAAAAAAGGAAAAUAUCGAUUACCUUAUAGACAGACAUAUAUUUAUACUUUUCAAUAUAAAGGAAAGGCUUAAGAGAGAUAAAAAACUUUUAUUUUUAUAUACAAUAAAUUCCUUUCGAGUAAUACAAAUAUAUAACAACAUUUCAAAUAUAAUAUUUAAAUAUAAGUAUAUUUGUAUAUUGUUAGGAAAAUUACGUUAUUUUACAAAUCAGGAUAUAUUAAAAUAUAUUUUCCGUUGUAUACAAUAUUAUUGGAGUGAUAAGUUAAAAGAGGAAUAUUGUCAUAGAUCAUUAUUUUUAAAAAAUAAUAUAAAUAAUUUCGAUAUAGAAAUAGGAUAUUUUUCAUAUAUAUAUAUACAUAAUUUUUUUCAUUUUUUAUCUUGUUAUCUAUUAUAUGACAUCAAUACAUUAUAUAAAUUUUGUUCUAAUGAAUUUAAUUGUAUAGAUAUUCUUAAUAAUUAUGUAAAAGAUUUAUUAAAGUUACAAAAGGAACAUGGAACAUAUAUAGGUAUGGUCAUAUUAAACUUUUAUUUAGUUGUUAUGAAUACAUACUUUUUUGACUUUUCAUUUUAUGAAAAGCAUUCACAUUUCAUAAAUCAAGAAACAAAUAAAGAUGAUUCAUUAAAUAAUACAGAUACCAAACUCAAACAAUAUGUAAUGAAUAAUUUCAGAAAUGAUAAAAGAAAAAAAGAUUUAGGGAAAAAUAAUUUACAAAAGUCAAAUGAGCAUAUAACAUAUUACUCUUGUAUUAAAAAAUUAUACAGUCAAUUUAAUAAAUCAAAAUUUUUACAUUUUUUGGUUAACUACAUUAUAAAUAACAUUAACAAUAUAAAUAAUAACCAUAUUAAUGUAAAUAUAUAUGCAGAUGGAAAUAUAAAUAAAAAUAUAAAUCAAAAUAUAAAUAAAAAUAUAAAUCAAUAUAAAAAUAUGAAUAAAAAUACCCACGUUAAUGUUAAUAUUAAUGACAAUGUUAAUUAUAAUGUUAGUCGUUGUAAUAGUCAUGUGAAUAAUUAUGUUCAUGUGAAUAAAAGCAAAAUAGAUAAAGAAAGAGACAUGAACAUUUUGUUUAUAUUAUUACAAUUUAUAAGUUACAAUAUGAUUUUUAUAGAUAAUAAAAAUGAUAUAUAUAAAUUAUCCAAUGUAUUAAUAAAAUUUUUAAAAGACAAAAAAAAAAAAGAAGAAGAAGAUGAUAUAUCAAUAUUAAUUUCUUAUUAUUAUAUUAUUCUUUUCUUCAAUUCUUGUUUUUUAAAUUGUUCAAAUAUCGAUGAACGUUUAAUAAAUCUAUUACUUAAUGUUGAUAAAAAUGAUAAUUUGUGGUUUAAUUUUAUUUUCUUGUCACCCAAACAAAUGAAAAGAAUCCAUAAUCAAAAUAAGAAAGACAUAUUAAUUUUAAUAAAAUUUUCCAUUUUACAUAUGUAUUUAUUAUUGUUAAAAAAUAAAAGCAUUUCUAAAAAAUCUAUAUUAUAUAUAUCAAGUGAUAUCAACAUCUAUUUUGUCUUUAUAUAUAUACUUAAUGAAAUAUAUGAAUACUUUAAAAAUAUAAAUAUAAUGCAAAAUAUCAAAAGGAUCGAACAAGUAAAUAAAAAUAAUAAUAAUAAUAAUAAUAAUAAAAAUAAAAACACACAAAAAAACCAAAACCAAAACAAAAUAAACGAUAUAAAUGUAUCAUCUAUAUAUAAAACUUCUAAUAUAAAUAAUAAUCACAUCAUUAAUCAAGAAAAACUUAUAUAUAAUGAUAAUACAAUAAAAAACAAUUAUUCAAAUAAUAAAUAUAAUUUAUAUCAUACUAAUUAUACAGAACAAUUGAAUGAAAAAGAAAACAAAAAUAUGAAAUAUUUCUAUUUAUAUUGUGAACUCUUAGUUAUAUUAACUCAGAUUAUAAAAAUCUUAAAUAAUAAUGAUUUUAAUAAAUAUAUAACAAUUCAACAUAACAAAGAUAAAGAAACUUUACUUACACAAUUUAAAAACUUAUAUUCAAAAAUAAAAAAAGAAUUAACAUAUAUAAAUCAAUUAAUUAAAUCAAUAAAAUAUACUAUACUUAUACACCCAUUAAUGAUUCAUAUACAUAUAUUACAUCAAUUUUAUUUAUCAAUAUAUAUAAAAGAAUAUUAUUUUUUCCAUAAAUCAUUCUUUAAAUAUGAUAUCUUUAUGAUAGAUUUUGUACAUAUAAUUAAAAAUAAAAGAAAGGCAUUCAUUUAUAAGGAAAAUAAUGAUGAUAAAAAAAAAAAUGAAGAUAAUACCAAAAUUUUGGGAAACCAAAACGAAUACAUAUAUAAUAAUAAAUUAAUUACAAAUAAAAAUGUAUCAAAUGCUAAUAUCCAUUUUCCCAUUAAGUCAGAUAUAUAUGGUGAAGAACAAAAUUGUUAUAAUAAAAAUAUAAACAAUUCUAAUACAACUCGAUGGAAGAAUGAAUUGAAUAAAGAAAAAAUUAAUUUUUAUUUAUUUUUUAAUUCUCCUAAAAAUUAUAAUUUCCAGAUAAAUAAUUUAUGUUCUUCAUUAAUACAAAAUGAAUAUCAUGAUUCUCUUAAUAAAUAUUUUUCCACAAUUUUUCAGCCAUCAAAUGAUGACUCUUCAAGUAGUUUAAAAUAUGAUAAUGAACAAAUAAAGAUAUAUGUUGACUAUAUAUAUGAUGCUGUUAAUUAUGCCUUACAGUUUUUUAACACAAUAUAA
Molecule: messenger RNA, 14298 nt
Organism: Plasmodium falciparum 3D7
Lineage: Eukaryota; Apicomplexa; Aconoidasida; Haemosporida; Plasmodiidae
Exons: 3
Coding region: 1-14298 (4765 amino acids)
Source: RefSeq, a predicted model, not a curated record